UUGCUUUUAUAUAUACUGUGUUCAGUUUGCACAGUCACAGACCUGGAUAGUGUUGGAAUUUGUUUUUCAGGCACAACUUUAAACCUCCUGAAAUUUCCGAUUAUUAACCCUACAUCUGACAGACUGUUCAAGAGACAGGAGAGGCUAAAAGCAGAUGCAGAAAAAACUGAAGAACAACUUAGUGAUGAUGAACAAAAGUAUCUUAAAUGCCUUAAAAAGCAAGGUUAUUUAAUAGGAAGAGUUGGAAGAACAUUUCAACAACAGAAGUCAAAAGCUGUAAUUGACUUUGAUCCUGAUGAGCUCUCUUUUAGCGUGGAAGAGGAGCCUAUCUUUUCAUCCAAGAAGCCUAAAGAGAGAGUGGAAUUUACAUACAAUGAACUGAAAGAUGCUCGCUGGUUUUUUGACACGCCAGGGAUUGUAAAAGAAAAUUGUGUUUUAAAUCUUCUAACAGAGAAAGAAGUAAAGCUUGUCUUGCCGACACAUGCCAUUGUUCCACGGACCUUUGUACUUAAGCCUGGAAUGGUUUUGUUUCUAGGUGCUUUGGGACGCAUAGACUAUUUGCAGGGAGCAAAAUCUUCCUGGUUUUCUGUUGUGGCUUCUAACCUGUUGCCAGUCCAUGUUACUACCCUGGAGAAAGCAGAUAGCAUCUAUCAGAAGCAUGCUGGAAAAACAUUACUGAAGGUUCCCAUGGGGAGUGAAGAACGAAUGAAGGAAUUCCCACCGCUUAUUCCUCAGGAAAUUACGCUGGAAGGAAUUGGCACCCUUGAGGCAGUGGCUGACAUAAAGCUGUCCUCUGCUGGUUGGGUUGCAAUAACCGCUCACUUGGAAGACAAACUACAGCUGCGAGCCUAUACUCCUGAAGGGACAACACUGAUGAUACGUAAACCUCCUCUGUUGCCACACAUCGUUGACAUCAAAGGGAACCGCAUCAGAGGAAGUGCAUCCUAUAGAAUUAAAAAGCCACCUCCCCUGGUGGAGAACUUAAAGGCAAAUGGAACAAAUAAACAAAUAAAAAGAGUAUCUAAAAUUUAAGAAGCACAGGAGCUGGGAAGCCCUUGGACGUAUGUGUUGCUUACAGACAAUUACUAAAACCAUUAUUCAUAGAAAACACUUUCUGAUUUUAAGACUGACUUCUGUAAAACAUGUUUGAAAGACCUUGCAAAUGCAGAUUUGAAGUUUGUAUCAGGCUACUGCGUAGUUCAGCUCAUGGGAUCAUGUGAUUUGUAGUCUCUACUUCCCAUUACCAGAUGGCCUGUCUCAUUCAGAUUUUUUAGUUCUGCAUUCGACAGACAGAUUGGCAUCACUUCACACUAUUGCUGGUUCGCCUACAGUGAGUGGAGUACGGCUGCUGUCAGGAAGGGAGGGUAAUCUCAGUUACAGCAGGAGGGCUUUAGGGAAGCUGUCAGAACAUAUAAGUCUUUCUGGUUGCUACCGAUAUUUGGACAGGAGACACAUCGCUUGUUUUUUGGCUUUUCGCAUGAAAUUAGUGAUAAAGAUUUCAGAAAGAAGGCCCUAGAGACCAUCCUACUAGGUGUCUCUGCAAUAAUGUAGAACUUUAAAGAUAAGCAGAUGCCACAUAGGGGAGCACUGUGUAUAGCUGAAGGGAGGAAAUCAGACUUAUGCCUCAACUGAGAGUUGCUGCAAAACAUCCCCAUGCUGUGAUUUGCCCUAAAUGUACAGUCAUCUAUCUUUUCAUCAUGACAACUGUGACAGGUUGGACCCCUUGGGAAGCCACCUGAUGUGCUGAGAUGCCACUGAGUCUACCUGUUGUGC
Messenger RNA from Chelonoidis abingdonii (Abingdon island giant tortoise), 1773 nucleotides. The record is from RefSeq and is a predicted model, not a curated record. Lineage: Eukaryota; Metazoa; Chordata; Testudines; Testudinidae.